Molecule: messenger RNA, 144 nt
Organism: Ambispora leptoticha
Lineage: Eukaryota; Fungi; Glomeromycota; Glomeromycetes; Archaeosporales; Ambisporaceae
Source: the annotation of a GenBank genome assembly
AUGGGCUUGGUGCAGAGUGUCGGAUAUCAGCAAGCUUUAGAACACGGCUUGAUCGAUCCACUCGUUUGGUUGGAUCUUAUAUGGCUUGGAGGUAUCAUUCCUUCUAUUUUCGAAGACGCUAUGGCCUGUAUAAGAACUAAUUGA